GGUGGACUCCACUUUUGGUAUCGUCUCAGUUCACAGGUCAUGCGCAGGCGCCCUUUUCAACACACGGAGUGAAUCGCUUGUUGCUAACAAGCUGAAUCAUUUGGUAGCCUUUUCUCCAGUUUAUUGCUAUAAUACGCGUCUUGCGGUGCAAUGGCGGCAAGAUAUGACAGAGCUAUUACUGUCUUUUCUCCCGAUGGUCAUCUGUUUCAAGUGGAGUAUGCACAGGAAGCUGUAAAGAAAGGUUCUACAGCGGUGGGAAUCAGAGGUAAAGACAUUGUUGUCCUUGGUGUGGAGAAGAAAUCUGUUGCAAAGUUACAGGAGGAAAGGACUGUCCGCAAGAUAUGCGCACUGGAUGAGCACGUCUGCAUGGCAUUUGCAGGUUUGACCGCAGAUGCUCGUAUUGUGAUAAACAGAGCUCGUGUUGAGUGCCAGAGCCACAGGCUAACAGUUGAGGACCCAGUCACAGUGGAAUACAUCACACGCUACAUAGCUACACUGAAACAGCGCUAUACUCAAAGCAAUGGUCGCAGGCCGUUUGGCAUCUCUGCAUUAAUUGUUGGCUUUGACUACGAUGGAACUCCCAGGCUGUAUCAGACGGACCCGUCAGGAACGUACCAUGCCUGGAAGGCAAAUGCAAUCGGCCGUAGCGCAAAAACUGUGAGAGAGUUCUUGGAGAAGAAUUACACAGAAGAAGCCAUUGCUGGGGACAAUGAGGCAAUCAAGUUGGCCAUCAAAGCUUUGCUUGAGGUUGUCCAGUCAGGAGGGAAAAAUAUUGAACUUGCUGUUAUCAGACGAAAUCAGCCACUGAAGAUUUUGGAAUCCAAGGAAAUUGAGACCCUGGUGGCUGAGAUUGAAAAGGAAAAAGAAGAAGAAGCAGAGAAGAAAAAGCAGAAAAAAUCCACAUAAAGCAGUUGUAUAAAAUCUUGUCCUUAUUGCACUUGGAUGAUGAUGAUGAUAUCAUACUUAAGUUCCAAAUAUUAGCAGGUUUCAGAAGGUUUAUUCAUUUAUUUCAUUGUAAAGAACUGACUCAUAACUUGUGAUUUUCACUUAUUGUGUAGAUGCUAUACCAGUUGUAAAGACCUUCAGAAUUAUACAUCCAACUGUUGAGCUGACUAUUGCGAAAACACACAGUCGUAGAUCUCAGGUUAGGGUUCAGAUCUUAAACUAUGGUCACAUUUUUUUUUAUCAUUCAGUAAAUAAUUCUAAUAACUCCCCGGUGUUAAAAUAAACUGUAUGUGAUACUCAGAACCUUAAUGAAACAAAAUACUCAAUAAAAGCAGAGUUGUUUGUAUGAUUUAUUAUAAAA
Messenger RNA from Pundamilia nyererei, 1306 nucleotides. It is a transcript of the gene psma8, whose product is annotated as proteasome 20S subunit alpha 8. The record is from RefSeq and is a predicted model, not a curated record. The transcript has 7 exons. Gene Ontology annotation, cellular component: proteasome core complex, alpha-subunit complex; proteasome core complex. NCBI's taxonomy places the organism in Eukaryota, Metazoa, Chordata, Actinopteri, Cichliformes, Cichlidae. Gene Ontology annotation, biological process: ubiquitin-dependent protein catabolic process. Bases 151 to 906 code for a protein of 251 amino acids.